AUGAAAGAUUUCUACAUUAACAGCACCUCACAGGACCAAAGCUAUGAUUACAGCAACAUCACGUCCAUCGACGAUAAGCAUAUCAAAAUCAUACAUGUGGUGACCUGCAUAAUCAUUGCUAUUGGCCUUCCUUUGAUCCUUCUGGCCAUCUAUGCUCUUUAUUCUAUGGUGAGAAGUGAUCAUGUUGCUCCAAUCUACGUCAUCAACCUUCUCAUUUCUGACCUCCUUCAGCUUAUCUCCAUGAUCGUUGAGGUGGCACAACAUGUUCCGAACAAGGCCAUUCAUAUUUACUACUUUAGUCUGUUUGCUAGUGUUGGCUUCAUGGUCUGCAUCGCCCUGGGAAGGUAUUUGGUCAUCGCCCACCCGCUGUGGUACCGCUUCAGACGAACCAUCAAGACCUCUGUGGCGGUCUGUGUCCUGGUCUGGGUCCUUUCUCUUGUCUAUGCCGUCUAUGUCAGUUAUGUGGUCACAAACAAAAUCUUAGCUGUCCUCCUCCUCCUUCCCUUCCCACUGUUAAUCUUCUUCCUGGUUGGGACCCUCAGAGCCCUGUCUGCUGCCAUCUCGGUCCCCUCUGAUGAAAAACGACGAAUUGUGGGAAUUCUGGUUCUGGUGCUGCUUAUUUACACGCUGCUGUUCCUGCCCGACAUCAUUAUGCUCCUUGGAGCCAGCUUUAAUAAGGCCCUCACCAUCCUGUCUCUCGUCUUUCUUAGGUUGAGUCCUCUUGCAGACUUAGUCCUGUAUGUCUUCAUGAGGAAAGGGGCCAUAGACAAGCUUUUGGCUUCUGUGUGUUGCUGCAGAAUGGACAGCAAUGAAAUCAGCAGUUCAUCAGUAUGA
Messenger RNA from Micropterus dolomieu (smallmouth bass), 834 nucleotides. Its product is annotated as G-protein coupled receptor 4-like. The record is from RefSeq and is a predicted model, not a curated record. Gene Ontology annotation, cellular component: membrane. The transcript has 3 exons. The coding region runs from base 1 to 834 and encodes 277 amino acids. Lineage: Eukaryota; Metazoa; Chordata; Actinopteri; Centrarchiformes; Centrarchidae. Gene Ontology annotation, molecular function: G protein-coupled receptor activity. Gene Ontology annotation, biological process: phospholipase C-activating G protein-coupled receptor signaling pathway; positive regulation of Rho protein signal transduction.